AUGCUGUCUCAAUAUUUCACUCUGCUGGCCAUCUGCUUGAUGCCUGUUCUGGCAGCUCCCCAGGCCCAGGGCCUUGACAAGAGGGCCGUCAGCUGCCUCUCAGUCGGAGCAACUGCCACUGCUCGGUGGACCAACGCCGCAGGCCAGAGCUGCACAUUCACUGGCGUUGUUGGAAGCAACUACGGAGCCAACGGCGCCGGCGCAGGAGAUUACUCCUGCAACGGUCGUUGCGGUGCCGGUUGCACCGGAUCUUCAGUCGGGAAUGCGUACACGCAGGACUGCUUCUCCCAUGACAUUUGCUCAUACUUUAACAACGCCAGCGGCGGCGCGAGUGACCCCAACUGCGGUGCCGCUUACAACGCGGCCGUGGACGAUACUGCUUUCGGAACUCUCAAUGGAUGCGGCCGUACUAACCCUUCCAACGCGGUCUCUAAGCCGUCGACGAGGCCUGUAUGUCGAUGA
Messenger RNA from Verticillium nonalfalfae, 462 nucleotides. RefSeq lists its product as uncharacterized. Lineage: Eukaryota; Fungi; Ascomycota; Sordariomycetes; Glomerellales; Plectosphaerellaceae. Bases 1 to 462 code for a protein of 153 amino acids. The transcript has 3 exons. The record is from RefSeq and is a predicted model, not a curated record.